Lotus japonicus is the source of this 1049-nucleotide messenger RNA. Its product is annotated as molybdopterin synthase catalytic subunit-like. The record is from RefSeq and is a predicted model, not a curated record. Bases 292 to 864 code for a protein of 190 amino acids. NCBI's taxonomy places the organism in Eukaryota, Viridiplantae, Streptophyta, Magnoliopsida, Fabales, Fabaceae. Gene Ontology annotation, biological process: Mo-molybdopterin cofactor biosynthetic process. Gene Ontology annotation, molecular function: molybdopterin synthase activity. The transcript is spliced from 2 exons. Gene Ontology annotation, cellular component: cytosol.
CUCUCAUCCUGUAUGUCUCACUCAAUCUUAUGCAUCAGAGCCACCGGCUGAUCUUAAUUGUUUGUCACAGUCUCACAGAGUGAUAUUGAUAUGAGUUGAGAGCCGUCAUCAUCCAUCAGAUGAUCAGAACCCAACUCCCUCUUUCCCAUCACCAGUCAACUCAACACUCUUUGCUCUGCUGAACGCGGGAUGGACUAAUAGGCUUGUCUAUUUAAUCUUUGAGGGAAGAAAAAGCUCUGAUAACACCAGAUUUUUGUUCCAUCAGCAUAUUAUCUGAACAUCUGGCAGAAAAUGGCUGCAGAAGAUGAUAAGAAUCUUGUUGAAAUCUUGGAAACCCCAAAUCCCAUAGAUGUUGGCAAGUAUAUGAAUUAUGUCAGUGCCCCGCAAGCUGGUGCGAUAGCUACAUUUUCAGGCACGACACGCGACACCUUUGAAGGCAAAGCAGUCUUGGAGUUGAUAUAUGAAGCUUAUGUUCCCAUGGCGAUUCGUUGUAUCAAUUCUGUCUGUUCAUCUGCGAGAGCAUCCUGGAAUCUGCAUUCCAUUGCUGUUGCUCAUCGCCUAGGCACGGUACCUGUAGGAGAAACGAGUGUCUUCAUUGCAGUCUCAUCUGUCCACAGGGCUGAUGCACUAGAGGCAUGCAAAUAUUUGAUAGAUGAGCUAAAAGCAACAGUUCCUAUUUGGAAAAAGGAGGUGUAUUCAAAUGGAGAGGUUUGGAAGGAGAAUUCUGAAUUCCUAGACAGGAGGUCAGAGCUUGGUAACAAGGAUGUAGCUUGCAGUGGGGAAAAGGCAGAAGUUAAAGACCAUAGCAAAAAGCGCUGCUGUGGGACUAAGGUUCGGGUUGAUAAUGAAGGUAGCCAUGACUAAUUUCAAUGCCAGGGAUCAGAGAUACUAGAUACCAGCUGGUGAUUGCAGUUAUUUAACAUCAGUUUAAAGAUUACCUCCCUCUUCCACCAUUCCCUUUUCUUUGCUGUUAUUAAGAUUGUAUUUAAACUUAGAAGGCAAUAACCUUGCCUAUUUCUUGAGAUAUAAUGUCAUCAAUGUUGCUCUUA